AUGUCUGGCAAAAUUCUUCGUUGGCUGCAGAGCCCCGGCUCUCGUACUGAGCUUCAGUUCUCUGCGCCGACUUUUAUCGUGUGCGACGUUGGCGCAGAACCCACCGACCCGGAAAAGAGCAUCUAUAUUUCUAUGAAGGCUGCCGAUGAAUACUCCCCUCCAGUAAAGCCCAGGCUUCUCGAUCGCUGCUUGGACCGCAUUGUUGAACUUUCUGGGUCCGAGUACACCUAUGCCACUAUCCUGAUCGGACUGCUUAUUUGGGCAUUCUCGGGUAUCCCCUAUGGAACCACUAACCCGUACAAAAUUAUCAUCUCGGACGCGCAGGCAAUCAUUAACCUCGUCUUCGACGCCUUUCUCAUGCGCCAGCAGUUUAUUCAACAUGACAACCUACUCAUGGUCGCGGGUUGUCUGCGAUCUCGCAUCAGCAGUCACAAACGCAUGAUCAAUCACCUUAUUGCGGCUGGAAAGUUUACAAAGAUUGACGCUGCCGAAUUCCAAUCGCUUCGACAGGAUGAUUUCACCAAUCAGCUUCCAGAGGAAAACCGGCUGACAAAGAUUUCGGGCACGAUAUCAUCCUUCCUCGGACACAUCGGCACUGUCGUCGGCUUCUGGUGCUGCAUCUUCAUAUGGCUGGGCUUUGGGAAAUACUGUGGAUGGUCAAACACUUGGCAGUUGUAUAUCAACUCUGCGACUUCGGCGCUCAUGGUAUUCUUGCUAGCAUUCCUCGCCAACAUCCGCGAGCGCCACAGUGGAUACACGGUUGCAUGUCUUAAAGCCAUCUGGAAGGCCGACUCGGCACUUGAGCUCAGACUCCGCACAUUGACCGGCGACUGCACCGAAAACUCUGUAAUCCGCAUGAUGGAGCCCAAGCGAAGCAAAAUCCAGCGCGCAAUCGACUAUUACGCAGACUUGGUUGGCACCCUUGUUGGCGUGGCUAUUCUCAUCGUUUUCAUCCUCGUUUGGGUUGCGUGCGGCCCCGCGUUAAACUUCAGUUCCACCUGGUGGCUCCUCAUUGGUACAUAUGCUGGAAUGGUGGGCUUGAAUGAUGGCUUCGUUCUACGCAACAUCUGCGAAGUCUUGGGAAACCAUGAAGAUGACCAAUUUGCUCAAGUUGGCCACGCAGAUCUCGAAGUUCUUGGCGCAAUAGGGGUCGAAACGUCGGAGGAAAGUUGCACCAAAGCUCGGUCGCUGUCGACUCGCAUGUCUAUACGCGUAGGCUACAUCUGCUCCCACGAGUGGACAAUCGUCUCAGGAGUCAUCUUGAUCUUUGCACUCAUCAUUAGUGCUUCGGCAAUGCGAUGGAGUGUGGCCGGACAACUGCUCUGCAACACUCCUCCCAGCAUUAUCGAGUCCUUCUUCACUCUGAUCCUAAUCACUGGCCAUAACAUUGGCGAGGAAAAGAGGCGUGAAGAUCUCUUCAACAUCUAUCUGCGCAGACUGAAGAUUCUUUCUUACGUGCGUUCGCAAAGCUCUGUCGAGCCUGGAGAGAAAGCGACCGCAGAUGAUGAGAUCAACAGAGACGUUGGUCUUGCAGCAGUUUGA
This is a messenger RNA of Bipolaris maydis ATCC 48331, 1542 nucleotides long. Its product is annotated as Low affinity iron permease-domain-containing protein. NCBI's taxonomy places the organism in Eukaryota, Fungi, Ascomycota, Dothideomycetes, Pleosporales, Pleosporaceae. Gene Ontology annotation, biological process: transmembrane transport. The record is from RefSeq and is a predicted model, not a curated record.